UGGUGGACGACGUCAAAGGAAUCGAGGUCGUUUACGUGCAGUGCAUUGUCAGUGUAUGUGUUUUCCGGCCAUCUCCGGCAAUCAUGGCGUCCGAUGGAGAAGGACGUAAAUUGUCAGACUUGAGGGUUGUUGACUUAAAAAACGAGCUUGAAAAGCGUAAUCUGGACACCAAAGGAGUGAAGAACACAUUAAGUGAUCGCUUGCGCAAGGUACUUAUUGAGGAAGGCCACAAUCCUGAUGAAUAUAUUUUCGACAUAGGAUCUCCAGAUAAGAAACAAACCAAGCGGUUAAGUGGAUCCAAAGAAGAAGAAUUAGAUAAUAGUCUUACCGACGAGCCUCAACAAGAGGUUGAAGAAGUGAAGAACGGUGAAACCGAGUCUGUUGUGCCUCCUGAAGAUUCCAGUGCUGACACGCCAAUGGAUCCCAGUAGUACGGAUGGAGAGGGAGUCGGUGGAUCUGCAAAAAUACCUGAUGAUUCAUCAACCAAUGACACCUCCAAGCCUAAUCCAGCAAAUGAUGAAGACAAGCUUGAAAAACAAACACCUACAGAGGAGGUUCCAGAAGAUAAGGAGACCCCCAAUACUCAACAGGAGGAUGGUGAUAAGGCACAACCAGAGUCAAAUGGCAUAGAUAAUGAGGAUUCAAUCAAUCUAACAAUUGGUGAAGAUGAAGAGAAGCUUUUGACAGAAGAGGAGGAAAACAGUAUUCAAGACAAGGAUUCAAAAGAUGAGAGCAUCAACAAGAGAGGAGAUCUAAAGAAGAAAGACGGUGGCACGGACAGCAAGGACAAGAGCCAAGAUCGCAAGGAAGAGAGCAAGAGCAGUGGCUCUAGUGAUCUUAAAUCACCAAAAGAUGAUAAAGAUAAGUCGAAGAAAUCCAGUAGUGGGGGCAGUAGCAGCAGUAGUAGCGGCAGCAGCCGACAUUUGUGGGUUAGUGGCUUAUCUUCCUCCACCAGAGCAACAGACCUUAAACAAGUAUUCUCCAAGUAUGGAAAGGUUGUUGGUGCUAAAGUUGUCACUAAUGCAAGAACCCCUGGUGCUCGCUGUUAUGGCUAUGUGACGAUGGGAUCAAGUGAAGAUGCUUCCAAAUGUAUUCAAAACUUACACCGCACAGAACUUCAUGGGCGCUUAGUUUCUGUUGAAAGAGCUAAAAGCGAUUCCACGGGUCCACCCAAACGAAGUGAUGGCAAAUCUAGCAGCAGUACUGGUAGCAACAGCGCUGAUAAGAAAUCUGAUGACAGGAAGCGUGAACGCACUAGCAGUGCAUCCGCUGAUGAUAAGAAAGAUGAAUCUAGAAAAGAUGUUAAGAAAGAUGGAGAGUCAAAAGAAGGAGAGGAGAAAAAGAGUACUGAAGCUGAAUCAACAGAGGGUGGUGACAAGUUAAAGGAGGAAAAAGAUGUGAAAGAUGAAGGUAGUGACAAAAGUCAACCAGCUCGCACCCGUGAUGACUCUCGAGACAGGGCACGAAACAGAGAACGAGAGAGGCGUGAAAACGAAAGAAAGGACAGGGACAGAAGGCGGAGCGAAGGAAGCAGUCAUUCAAGGACUAGGUCAUCUCCUCAACCUGCUCGUAAACCUGAUGUCCUAACUUUCACUCACAUAAGGGAAGAGCGUGAAAGACACCGUUUACGCGAAAAAGAACGAGAGCUUAGGGAAGAAGAAAGACGUCGACGCGAUGAAGCUCUACGUCAAAGAGAGAUUGAACGUAAACAGCGUGAAGAAUCUGUUAGGCUAGAGAGGGAACGUGAAAAGCUGCGCCGCGAGCGAGAAGCUAUUGAAAGGGAGCGGGCUGAACUUUUGAGAUUGGAAAGGGAUAGACAGCGUUUGGAGCGGGAAAGAUUAGAAAGGGAGAAAGAGGAGCUGAAACUGCAACAGCUGAGAUUUGAAGAAGCUAGGAGGAACCUUAAACGACCUCCAGACGACCGAGCUAGGGAUUACCCCGAUGACCGCAAGAGAUUGGCCACAGAACGAGAUCGCUAUGAACCUCCUCCACGUUUUCCUGACUCCAGAGUUCAGUAUGAAAGCAAAGUAAGGGAGGCCGACAAGUCUAGGAAGAUCCCUGAGUCGACCAAUAAGCAUGAUUCAAGGUCCUCAGAUUUCAAGAAAGACUUCACUCGUACCACGACAACCGCCAGCAUUCCACGUCGCACCCACGAGGAUUCUCGCACUUUGUCGCGUCCUGGACGAGAUGCUCCACCUCCAAGGACUCACAGUGACCUCCAGUCUACCCGUCGUCCAUCACCCACAAGAGCCAAGGACAACCGCUAUGAUAGAAACACGAGCAGCUCAUUCCGUCGGGAUGACAGACGACCAGAACCAGAUAGUCGAUCGAAGAUGGAUGCCCGUGACCCGAGGGACCGUUACAGUGAUAGAUCAAAGAGCGAUUCCAUUAGGGAUGGUGGCCGGUACAGUGAUAGAGGAGAUACCUGGCACUCCAGUAGUAGCAGUGGACCUACAGCCUCAAAACCUUUUAACAAUAUGAGUGUUGGCUUAGGCGUUAGAGAUAUUAGUAGUAGUGUUUGGGAGAGGAAAGAAACAAACAGCUGGAGUCGACCUAUGGAGUCUGGAUCUUCUGACCGGUGGGUUGGCAGUAGCAGUGCACUUGGGGUUGGGAGUCGUCCUCUGACCAGUGGCCCUCUUUAUAGCAGUACUCAAAGUGUUACUCCUGGGGCACUUUCUGCACUGCAGAUGGGCAUCAGCAACAGUAGUAGCUAUAGUAGUGAUCGUUUUGACGCUUACAAGGCUCCAUUAAACUCCUUACGUAAAUACUAAUCAAUUUCAUGUCAACUAUCUAUCUGUUAUCAGGCUCUUUCAUUUUUGCCUAAUGUAUUAAUUGUGUGCUGUGCAUCAUUUUUGUGUCAUGUUGAAAUCUAUUUUCUUUCUACCACAUUUUGAAGUACACUUUUAAUGUUUCUGUUCAUUAUACACUAGAAAUGUUUGUUUGAGCAUCUUAAAUGUUGACAGAUCGUGAAGUCCUUUGUAUUAGGUAAUUCUUAAAUGACGAGCUUCAAAACUGCAAGUUACUCUUGUUUCUGCCCAAUGUAUCCUCAUUGUGAAAUCAUGUUAAGUUGCAAUAGCUUCAUGUUUUAAGUGAAUGCCAUACUAGUUGAAUUUGAUUCAUGAGACGUGUAAAGAGGUAGCAGUGUAAUUGAUUGCCUUUGGCAUAAGUACAAGAGACUGCUUCAAUGUAAUUCCUUGGCCUUUUAGUUCUUGGAACAUAUGGUAUUGGUGAAAUGUGUGUUAGUCAUUUUGAAGGGGUAUUUCAUUGAACUAGCUUAGUUAUCUGGUUAUUUUUGUGGACUAAGUUUGGUUUAUGAGUUAACACUUUUACAUGUCUGAGGUUUUCCUGCAUUUGUUAUGGUACUUCCCACUUCUUUCAAACACUAGCAUUUUCUGACUUCUGUGAUUUGUGUCUUUGAGUGUAAUAUGGUUUGUUUUAUUUUGCCCUAUUUAAUUUGUGGCCUGGUUGCCCUAUAUGUUUUUCAUUUUGGCAGUUAGUUAUUCAUCAAUCUGAAGUACAAUAUUCUAUCAGUGACAGGACUGGUUUGACUGAUGUGAAUUUAUCAGUGUAUGUAAGAAUUUUCAUCCUCAACUUUACCUCCCUAAAAUAUCUUUGUUUUUAGUAUUAACAGUUUUUAUUUGAAUGGAGCAUGAAAGAAAUUCAUUCCAUUAUUUCUGUAUUUCUUUUGAAAAUAAAAAUUUCCGAAAGAAACAGUA
Molecule: messenger RNA, 3716 nt
Organism: Frankliniella occidentalis (western flower thrips)
Lineage: Eukaryota; Metazoa; Arthropoda; Insecta; Thysanoptera; Thripidae
Product: SAFB-like transcription modulator
Exons: 19
Coding region: 84-2771 (895 amino acids)
Biological process (GO): regulation of mRNA processing; regulation of transcription by RNA polymerase II
Cellular component (GO): nucleus
Molecular function (GO): sequence-specific DNA binding; RNA binding
Source: RefSeq, a predicted model, not a curated record